AUGAAAAUAUUGAUUUCAGGUCGAGCGUCUCGCAGUGAAGAUGUUGACCAAAAGUUAAGGGAAAUCAACCCGUCGAAAACAAGUGCCAUUGACGUUACUAAAGAAGCUCCUAAAGAAAAACAAGUUGAAGAAACAAAAGACAAGAAACAAGUAAUUGAAAUAUUCGUAUACGAUGAAGACGACAAUGAAAUUCCAUACGAAUUUUAUGGUGAACCAAAAAUAACUGAAGAAGAAAUGUUAGGCGAAGGGGAAGAUGCGCCGGUUGAUACAACGGAAACGGAUGAUCAAGAUUUGGAAACAAAGUCAGAAGAAGAUAUAGCCGCUAAAGUGGCAAAAUUUGUCGCUGAAGUGAAUGAAUUAAAAGAAGAGAGAAUAGAAGAUAUGGAGAGAACUUUCGAUCAGAUUGCAGCCACAGUGAAUAGAUUCAAAUCGGCCAAUUAUGAUCUUGGAUAUCAGAAGUUUCAUUAUGAAUUUGUUGGUCAUUAUCUCCAGGCUAAGCCGGAAGAAGUGGAAAUGGUCCGGCAAAUUCUACAGACUUUCUUAGAUGAGAACAUGGAUGUUAUUGUGCCUGAGCUAGAAGAGGUUGAAGAGGAAGAGCAACCCAUUCCUGACAUCGUAAUGGUGUACUCUGUGCCUGGAAUAGGACCAGAAGUAGACUCUGAUAUUAUACAUGAGUUCGUUGAGUAUGCACUGGAUGUGAGUAAAGUCCAGGCUGACAUGUUCAUGCCUAGAAACAUCAGACAUUUCAUGUGCCCGCCGCUUGAAAAAUACGAAGAAUACAAGUACGAGAUACCGGCUCCGCGUGCACCUAAAGAAGAGGUGGCAACUGGUGGAAUUAUUACCGAUUGA
Molecule: messenger RNA, 849 nt
Organism: Diatraea saccharalis (sugarcane borer)
Lineage: Eukaryota; Metazoa; Arthropoda; Insecta; Lepidoptera; Crambidae
Source: the annotation of a GenBank genome assembly